Molecule: messenger RNA, 1272 nt
Organism: Macrobrachium nipponense
Lineage: Eukaryota; Metazoa; Arthropoda; Malacostraca; Decapoda; Palaemonidae
Product: gastrula zinc finger protein XlCGF57.1-like
Exons: 1
Coding region: 1-1272 (423 amino acids)
Biological process (GO): regulation of gene expression
Cellular component (GO): nucleus
Source: RefSeq, a predicted model, not a curated record
AUGGAAGCUAAGGAUCCAUUAUCAUUUUCUUCUGUCAAGAUUGAAAAUGAAAAUUGUCUGGAUAACCCAAGUUCAGUUACAGAUCAUAAUGAUGGCUCAUUGCUGUUAGGCCCAUCAGUUAAGGUCGAGGUCAAGGCUGACCCAGAAGAUUAUGAGUUUGGUGAAAUGGCAGACAGUGAGAAGGAGUCAGUGAUUAGUGACGAAGAAGAAAGCAAGAAAAUAAUUGUGGAAGUUUGUAGACCUAAAGAAGAGAAACGGUUCACUUGUACAGAAUGUGGAAGUGGCUUUGCAAAAGCACAUAACCUCAAAGUGCACAUGAGAACUAUACUGAGACCUUACACCUGUGCUGAAUGUCAGAGGAGCUUCACCAAACUAGAUAGUCUCAAAGCUCACAUGAGGAUUCAUACAGGAGAGAAGCCAUUCACCUGUACUGAAUGCGGAAGGAAAUUUUCACAGCCACGUAGUCUUAGAAGGCACAUCAAAAUUCACACAGGGGAGAAACCCUUUAUUUGCCCCAAGUGUGAUGGUAGGUUUUCAGAGUCAGAUAAACUCAAAAGACACUUAGGAACUCAUACUGAAGGUGAGAAACUAGUUUUUUGCCUUGAGUGUGGGAGAAGUUUUCCCAGCCCAGCUUCUCUUAAAAGUCACAUGAGAAUUCAUCCAAAAGAAAAGUCAUGCAUUAAAUGUAAUUGCAAUUUUGAUUCUUCCAAGAGCCUCAAAGAGCACAUGAAAACUCAUGAAAGAGAGAGACUGUUCCUUUGCAACGAAUGCGGGAAAAGUUUUUACGAACCAAGUGUUCUGAGAAUGCACAUGCGUUCUCAUACUGGGGAGAGACCAUAUGCUUGCAAACUGUGUGGCAGUUCUUUUGCUCAGUCAAGUGUUCUUAAAAGGCACAUGAGAAUUCACACUGGAGAAAGGCCCUAUGUUUGCACAGAAUGUCCUAGUCAGUUUUCUCAUUCAAGUCAGCUCAAAACACACAUGAGGAUUCAUACGGGAGAAAAGCCGUAUGCUUGUACUGUAUGUCAGAGGUGCUUUACACACUCCGGUCAGCUCAAAGCACAUAUGAGAACUCAUACAGGAGAGAAACCAUACACUUGUAAUGAAUGUCAGCGUAGUUUUUCUCUCCUAGAUAGUUUGAAAACACACAUGAGAACACAUACAGGAGAGAAGCCAUUUGCUUGCACAGAAUGUCCAAGUACUUUUGCCCAAUUAGGUGGUCUGAGAGUGCAUAUGAAAAUUCAUACUGGAGAAAAAGCCAUUUUCUUGCAAUGA